Molecule: messenger RNA, 2919 nt
Organism: Drosophila rhopaloa
Lineage: Eukaryota; Metazoa; Arthropoda; Insecta; Diptera; Drosophilidae
Gene: piwi
Product: protein piwi
Exons: 9
Coding region: 84-2639 (851 amino acids)
Biological process (GO): regulatory ncRNA-mediated gene silencing
Cellular component (GO): P granule
Molecular function (GO): protein binding; piRNA binding
Source: RefSeq, a predicted model, not a curated record
AGCGCGUCAGUUUUGAAGCUAAGCUCUCGCUCCCGAUUCAUUCUUCGCUGGGUUUUUCGUAAGUGAAAAAGUGGAAAUAAGAAAUGGCUGACGAUCAGGCUCGUGGGCGCAGGCGUCAACUUGAUGAAGAUGAACCAACCACUUCACGAGGAAGUAGAGAUGAGCCGCGGAGCAAAAUAUACAAAGGGUCUUAUUCGGGGGGUUCGAGAUCAGGUCCACUCGUUCCUCAUAAUCAAGAGAGAGCCGGAGGUAGCCAGGUACCAGCUGCAGCUCCCAGGCAAGAAAGACGUGAGGAAUGUGGUCCUGCAGAUCGUGGACCGAGGGGUGAUCGUUUUGACAUCGUAAAUACCCGUCCUGCUGAAUUAGUAUCUAAAUUGGGAAAGGAUGGAAGGCCGAUUAGGCUGCAAACGAACUUCUUUCGCAUAAAAACUAAGCCGGAGUGGCGUAUCGUGCAUUACCACGUCGAAUUCGAGCCGAGCAUCGAGAACCCACGCGUCCGGAUGGGAAUCUUGUCGAAUCACGCGAGCUUCUUGGGAUCUGGUUACCUCUUCGACGGGUUGCAACUGUUUACCACUCGGAAAUUCGAGCAGGAACUUACCGUGCUGCGUGGAAAGUCUAAGCUUGACAUUGACUACACAAUAUCGAUCAAGUGCGUAGGAUUUAUAUCGACAGCGGAGCCUCGCUUUUUGCAGGUUCUGAAUCUAAUUUUGCGUCGCUCCAUGAAGGGCUUAAAGCUGGAAUUAGUCGGUCGCAAUCUCUUCGAUCCCUACGCUAAGAUCGAAAUAAGAGAGCACAAAAUGGAACUGUGGCCGGGCUAUGAAACAUCGAUCCGCCAGCAUGAAAAAGACAUUCUAUUGUGCACCGAAAUAGCUCAUAAAGUGAUGAGAACUGAAACCAUUUAUGAUAUAAUGCGACGUUGCUCACAAAACCCGUCUCGGCACCAGGAUGAAUUCCGUUUGAAUGUUUUGGAUUUGAUCGUUCUUACAGAUUACAAUAACAAAACUUACCGAAUCAAUGAUGUAGACUUUGGGCAAACCCCAAAGUCAACGUUCAGUUGCAAGGGGAGGGAUAUCAGUUUUGUGGAGUACUACCAGUCGAAAUAUAACAUUCGCAUACGGGACCAUAAUCAGCCUCUGUUGAUAUCGAAAAAUAGGGACAAGGCUCAGAAAACUAAUGCCAGUGAAUUGGUGGUUCUUGUUCCCGAGCUUUGCCGCGUGACUGGGAUCAAUGAUAACAUGCGCUCGAACUUUCAGUUAAUGAAAGCCAUGGGUGAAUACACACGUAUGAAUCCCAAUAGACGCAUUGAUAGAUUGCGCACUUUCAACCACCGCUUGCAAAACACUCCUGAGAGUGUUAAAGUGUUAAGAGACUGGCACAUGGAUAUGGACCAGAAUCUAACUGAGGUACAAGGCCGCGUAAUUGAACAGCAAAAGAUCGUGUUCCAUCACGGAAAGGUUCCUUCUGGAGAAAACGCUGAUUGGACAAGAAGUUUCAGAGACCAAAAGAUGCUCACCACGCCCAGCGAAGGAAUCGAUCGCUGGGCUGUAAUCGCACCAGAGAGAAACUCUUACGAACUAAAAAUUCUGUUAGAGAAUUUGUUUAGGGCAGCUAAUGGAAUGGGCAUGAAAUUCAGAAGCCCCCAUGAAGUCAAAAUUUAUGACGAUCGCACGGCAACUUAUGUGCGAGCUCUGGAUGAUUGUGCUCGCAUGGAUCCCAAACUUAUAUUAUGCCUUGUUCCCAACAACAACGUUGAAAGAUACUCGUCGAUUAAAAAGAGAGGAUAUGUUGAUAGAGCUGUGCCAACUCAAGUUGUCACGAUUAAAACGGCCAAGAAUCGUGGCCUUAUGAGCAUUGCCACCAAAAUAGCAAUCCAAUUAAAUUGCAAGUUGGGAUAUACUCCGUGGAUGAUCGAGCUGCCAUUGUCUGGGUUAAUGACAAUCGGUUUUGACAUUGCGAAGAGUACACGUGAUCGCAAGAGGGCUUACGGAGCAUUGGUCGCUUCCAUGGAUCUCCAGCAGAACUCCACGUAUUUCAGCACUGUCUCGGAGUGCAGUGCUUUUGAUGUGCUGUCCAACACCCUUUGGCCAAUGAUAGCAAAGGCCCUGCGGCAGUAUUCGCGAGAGCAUAAAAAGUUGCCUACGCGUAUUGUAUUUUAUCGAGACGGCGUUAGCUCAGGCUCUCUAAAGCAGCUGUUUGAGUAUGAAGUAAAGGAUAUUGUGGAGAAGUUGGACGCUGAGUACAAGCGGGCCAGUAGCGAACCACCGCAGCUGGCUUACAUUGUGGUCACCAAAUCGAUGAACGCCCGAUUCUUUGCCAACGGGCAAAACCCCCCGCCUGGAACUGUAGUUGAUGACGUUGUAACUCUACCAGAGCGGUAUGAUUUUUACCUGGUAUCGCAGCAAGUUAGGCAGGGAACAGUGUCGCCGACCAGCUACAACGUGGUUUACAGCAACAUGGGAAUCAGUCCGGACAAAAUGCAGAGGCUUACCUACAAAAUGUGUCAUUUGUACUAUAACUGGUCAGGCACCACACGUGUGCCGGCCGUAUGCCAGUAUGCUAAAAAACUUGCUACCCUUGUCGGUACAAACUUGCACGCUAUUCCGCAGAAUGCUCUCGAAAAGAAGUUUUAUUAUCUAUAAAUUGAUAUACCUAAGUUUGAGUUUUGAACGCAUAUAGGCAAAGAAAGAAACUAGCCUUUUUUGUUUUACCAAUAUUAUCUUAUUUUCUUUAGGCAUUUAAGUAUAAAAGCAAUUCGAUUUGCACAAAAAUUAUGUUCCAAAAGCCUUGGAUGGAAAAACUAAUAUCAUUACUGCAUACAAAAAUACAUUCGACUUAUACGUCUGGUAUUAAAUCUUAACAAAAAUAAAAUCUGUUAAAUAUUUAAAUAAACAAUAAAAAAAUACAUCAACUCCACAAAAA